UCGCCUCAACCGGCGGUCUACGGCGAGUGCAGGCGGUAUCGCCAUCCUCUCGACGUCGCCCUAGCGUGCCUCGAACGGCAGUCUAGGGCGAGUACAGGCGGUAUCGCCAUCGGACCUCAACCCAGCUCGCACACACUGAAGGUCCCCCCUGCCGCUCCGUUCAUCGGGUAG
Stereum hirsutum FP-91666 SS1 is the source of this 171-nucleotide messenger RNA. RefSeq lists its product as uncharacterized. The annotation marks the transcript as partial. The record is from RefSeq and is a predicted model, not a curated record. Lineage: Eukaryota; Fungi; Basidiomycota; Agaricomycetes; Russulales; Stereaceae. The transcript has a single exon.